CAAGAAUCAAUAUUUCAAGAUCUUCUAUUAGAAGAAAUUAAUUUCAAAAUGGAUACUGUGUGGAUUUUCAUGAUCUUAAAAUGCUACUUAUUCAUAGAGAUCACCACCAUUUGUAAUGCAGAGACUGUGAUAUCAGCGUUACACCACGAGCGUUUGAUUUACAUAGAGCGAGAACUAAUUCAACUUGUUGAAAAAGUUCUAAAAGAUGGUAAUGCAGAAGAUGCUCCAGAUGAGAAUACGCCACGUAUUCGCAGGUUUAUUGAUACAGUUAACGAAGAGAAUACAGAAGCAUACAAUGAGCUACCUAUUUACACUCACCACCCAUUGAAUGUUCUUCGUAUUGUUCACCGCCUCGUUAAUGUUUGGCCGCAAUAUACAAAAAACAUUAAAGCCCUUUCUUCCUGUACCUCGGUCAUCUCAUCAACUAUCGACAACCUGCUAGGUCAGAUUACCAAGGACUGGCUAGCCAAAAUUGCCUACUCAAUAUCAAAAACAAAACAACUAUACAACAUCGAACUCAAUAGCAUCAUAGAUGGUGAUGUAAAUGGACACAUUACAUCGAGAAAAUUAGGGCUAGACGAAUACCAAAUACUCGCACGCGCUGCUCACCAAAAAGAAGAUUAUGCAGAAGCCAUCGAGUGGUAUGAAGCACUUCUUGACGCACAUAGAAAGUCUGGUGUAAAGUUCAAUACAACAAAAUUACUCAAUACGCUUUCAUCAUGUUACAUAAAAAAUAAUCGUAUUCAAGAUGCUACAGAAGCGAUCCAGGCAGUUCUUGAAGUGGAUCCUAAUAAUGCGCGCGCAUUAUCCAACGAAGUGUAUGUUGCUCAAUUGGGUACUGCUCGAUCUGAGUCAGGAACUCCGACGGCAGAGAAACGGGAUUACAAGUAUGAGCAACUUUGUAGUGGUAACCUUAAAAAGCCUGAUACUGUGCAAAGGAAGUUGAAGUGCUACAAUAAAGAGACCGGUGUUUUCCUUCGCAGUAAAGUCGAGGUUGUGAAUAGGCGUCCUUUGGUCGAGAUCUACCAUAAUGUAAUAGAUGACCACUCUUUAGAUGAAUUAGUUAACGAUUCUGCAAAGAGACUUUAUGGAGUCAUCGUCGAUGAAAAUGGUUACACAAGUGAUUCAUUCAGAGCUGUGUACAGAGCUAACCGAUUUUACACUCGUUUGGUAACACGACCAUUGUUUUACGCCACUCAACAAGCGAAAUGGUUAAACCAAGCAUUAUUAGUGACGAAUUAUGGCAUAGGGGGUGGAGAGGAUCCAUAUGUACAUUUAUAUCAGGAAGAUACGCUGGGACUUGUCAUAACUAGAGCAAUCAUAUUUUUAAACGAGGUCAAAGAUGGAGGAGACUUUCUUUUACCAAUGACAGAAACUAAAAUAACCCCGAAGAAGGGAUCUGUGGUUAUAUUUAAACAAACAGACAAAUAUGGCAAGAUACGAAAGAAAACGUCUGUAUUUGCCGAAUGUCCCCUUAUUUAUGGUUCGAAAUGGGUUGCCUGGGCUACGUUUACAGAGGAACCUGAAAAAGCACCUUCGAGGUGGUCGCUAUGGAGAUGAAACACUGCUAUUCUUGAUUUACUAUUUGAAAACAACAACAUUUAUGAACAAUAAUUAUUCGUAAUUCACACAUGUAUUUCAAGUAUUGAUAAUUGUGAGUGAUUUCAAAUUUCAUGAUCUACGACAAUACCUGUCAUCAUAUAUUUAGAAGUGCAUCCUACAUAUCCUAGGCAUAUUUGUCUAUUUAGUAUGAUAUGGGACUGAUUUAAAACAACGAUUUUACUGACUGUUUAGCUUUGAUAUAUCCCUUGCUUAAUUUUGAGAUGACACUUCAAAUCACAUUUCUCAAAUUACAUUUUAGGGGGUAUAAUGCGUCAGUGUGCGUGUAUUUUUUAUUAAAGUAUCGUUCAGUUCAAAAUUUGCUCUAAAUGUCGUCUAUUCCUUUGCAGACACACAUGGAUUCUUCACAAAAAUACCACCCAGCUUUUGUAACAUAACUUUG
This is a messenger RNA of Owenia fusiformis, 2002 nucleotides long. The record is from the annotation of a GenBank genome assembly. Lineage: Eukaryota; Metazoa; Annelida; Polychaeta; Sabellida; Oweniidae.